Molecule: messenger RNA, 471 nt
Organism: Corylus avellana
Lineage: Eukaryota; Viridiplantae; Streptophyta; Magnoliopsida; Fagales; Betulaceae
Source: RefSeq, a predicted model, not a curated record
UAUGGCGGGUACAUGUCUCCUGAAUAUGCAAUGGAAUGGCGAUUUUCAGAGAAAUCAAAUGCCUUCAGCUUUAGAGUGUUGUUACUCGAGAUUGUUAGUGGAAGAAGAAAUUCUAGCUUUUAUGAUGAUGAGCAAGAUAUGAGCCUUCUAGGAUUUGCAUGGAAAAUGUGGAAUGCAGACAACAUUGUGGCCUUAACAGACCCAAUAAUACGUGAACCAUGCUUUGAAAUGGAAAUUUUGAGAUGCAUAUGUGUUGGGCUGCUGUGUGUUCAAGAAUUUGUUAAAGAUAGGCCAAGUGUAUCCAUUGUUAUUUCCAUACUUAAAAGUGAGAUUAUUGAUCUACCUCUUCCAAAGCAACCUGCAUUCACCGAAAGAGAUAUUGCCCCAAAUGCUAGCUCCUGUCAACCCAACCCAAGUAUAAGUAAAUGCUCUGUUAACAAUGUUACUGUUACAAUGGUUCAAGGCCGAUAG